Molecule: messenger RNA, 375 nt
Organism: Morchella sextelata
Lineage: Eukaryota; Fungi; Ascomycota; Pezizomycetes; Pezizales; Morchellaceae
Exons: 1
Coding region: 1-375 (124 amino acids)
Molecular function (GO): nucleic acid binding
Source: RefSeq, a predicted model, not a curated record
AUGAUUCCCGCAUUACAUCCCUUUUAUAUUCAGACAAGACGGGCAGAUGGUGAAGCCAUGGCUAUGGAGGACGGAGCUAGCAUACACAGGUCUGUAGUUGCUAGGGAAGCUAGAAAUCGCUUGAGAAUACAACGGAUACCUUGGCCUGCCCAGUCACCAGACCUCAACCCCAUUGAAAACCUAUGGUGGAAAAUGAAAUACAGAAUAAACCUAAGAACCCCGGCCAUUACCACCAAGCCACAGCUUAUACAAGCACUCCAGGAAGAAUGGGACUCGGAUCGCUUCACACCAGAUGACUUCAAGAGGUUGAUAGAGAGUAUGCCUAGGAGGGUCAGGGAAUGUAUUAAGAGAAAAGGAGCUUCUACGCACUACUAA